AUGGUGGUCAUUUUGCUCCAAUGCUGCUUGACGAGGAGGCAACUGCUGCAGCUGAUCUUUCUCUGCAUGACUUGGAAGAUGGGGAAUAACCAGCUCCAUUAUUCAGUGCUGGAAGAAUCCCAGCACGGCACCUUUGUGGGCCGCAUUGCCCAGGAUCUGGGACUGGAGGUGAGUGAGCUGGUGCCUCGGAUGUUCCGGAUGGAAUCCCAAGGUGGUGGGGACUAUUUUGAGGUGAAUGUCCAGAAUGGGAUUUUGUUUGUUAAUUCCAGGAUAGACAGGGAAGAGCUGUGUGUCAAGAACCCGGUUUGUGCCAUUCACCUGGAGGUGAUUGUGGAUAAACCUCUGAAGGUCUUCCACAUAGAGGUAGAGAUCAAGGAUAUAAAUGACAAUGCUCCUACAUUCCCCCAAAAGGAACAGAAAGUCCUUGUGUCUGAAUUGAGAACGCCUGGCUCCUUUUUCCCACUGGAAGGAGCAUCUGAUGCAGAUAUUGGUCCAAACUCUCUCCUUUCCUAUACAGUCAGCCCUAAUGAACACUUUGCUCUUGAUGUUCAGAGCAGACAUGAUGAAAGCAAAUUAUUAGGACUCCUUUUAAAGACCUCCAUAGAUAGGGAGGUCAAGGCUGUGCAUCGCUUGCUGCUCACAGCCACAGAUGGGGGCAAACCAGAGCUCAGUGGCACGGCUCAGCUGGUGAUUGUCGUACUUGACGAGAAUGACAACGCACCAGCCUUUAAUCAAUCUGUUUACAAAGUCCAGAUGACAGAGGAUGUUCCAAGUGGGUCACUGGUGAUUAAAUUAAAUGCCACAGACCUGGAUGAAGGAAUAAAUAAGGAUGUUACAUAUUCAUUUCAGAAUCGUGCACCUGCUAAUUUAAAAAAUAUAUUUACUUUAGAUUCUGCUAAUGGAGAAAUAAGAACAAAAGAUAAAUUAGACUUUGAGGAAAAUCAUCAAUAUGAAAUUCAGGUCCAAGCAAGUGAUAAGGGAAGCAAUCCAAUGACUGGGUAUUGUAGUGUUGUGAUCGAACUGAUAGAUGUCAAUGACAAUGCCCCAGAGAUGUCCCUGAAGUCUCUGAUAGUGCCAGUGAUGGAGGAUUCCCCGCUAGGGAUGGUGGUAGCCCUCAUUAGUGUCCUGGAUAGGGAUUCUGGGGCCAAUGGGCAAGUGAACUGUUCCCUGCACCCCCCUGGGCUUCCUUUCAAGCUUGUGUCUACCUUUAAGAAUUACUACUCAAUGGUAGUUGCUGAACCUCUGGACCGUGAGCAAGUGUCAGAAUACAGACUAAUUGUGACAGCCCAAGACCAAGGGAGACCAGCACUUUCAGCCACCAGCAGCCUGGUAGUGCCCAUUGGUGAUGUGAAUGACAACGCACCCACUUUUGCACAGCCCUCCUACACAGUCUUUGUGAAGGAGAACAACCCUCCUGGGGCUCACAUCUUCACAGUGUCUGCCUCGGACCCAGAUGUGGCUGAGAAUGCCUUGGUCAGCUACUGGCUGGAUGAGAAGCUCUGGCCACUGUCGAGCUACAUCUCGGUGCACUCAGAGAGUGGGAAGCUGUACGCUUUGCAGCCCUUGGAUUACGAGGAGCUGAAGCUGCUGGAGUUCCAGGUGAGGGCCAAGGAUGCGGGGCUGCCCUCCUUGUGUGGCAACGUGACCGUGCAGGUGUUUGUGGUGGACGAGAACGACAAUGCACCGGCAGUGUCUGGGCCAGACGAGGAUAUUGCAACUCUGGUGAAGGUCCCAGUGGCAGCUGGACACAUGGUGGGCAAGAUCCAUGCCUUGGACGCUGACUCGGGCUACAAUGCCUGGCUGUGCUAUGAGUUGCAUGAUGCAGCCAGUGGCCCGUGGCGGGUGGGGCUUUACAGUGGAGAGGUCAGUACAACGCGUGCUCUGGAGGAGGCAGAGGGCGGCAACAGCCAGAGUCUGCUGGUGCUGGUGAAGGAUCACGGCAAGCCAGUACUGUCAACCACAGUCACCUUCAGCGUUUCACUGGUGGCCAGUGCCCAGGCUGCCCAGAGUGAUGCCCGCCUCUCUGGGCUGGGAGGGAACACAAAGCCCCUGGCAGACAACGCCAACCUCUACCUGAUCAUUGCUAUCUGCUCUGUGUCCAGCUUGUUCCUGCUGGUCAUCCUUGUGUAUGUGGCACUGAAAUGCCAGAGCCAGGCCAAGGAGGCCAUGAUGUACGGUCCUGGCACAGCCACGCUGGUGUGUGCCAGUGAAGUGGGCAGCUGGUCGUAUUCCAACCGUCACAGCCACAUCUUGGCAGGGGUGAGUGGGGAGCCUGGUGCCAAGAGCGACCUCAUGGUUUUCAGCCCCAACAUUCCUCCUCCUUCAGGGAACGAGAAACGUACUGGCAAGCCUGCAUAA
Molecule: messenger RNA, 2358 nt
Organism: Eublepharis macularius
Lineage: Eukaryota; Metazoa; Chordata; Lepidosauria; Squamata; Eublepharidae
Product: protocadherin alpha-3-like
Exons: 2
Coding region: 1-2358 (785 amino acids)
Biological process (GO): homophilic cell-cell adhesion
Cellular component (GO): plasma membrane
Molecular function (GO): calcium ion binding
Source: RefSeq, a predicted model, not a curated record